GGGUUUUUACUUCCUUGAUGUCCAGCGUUGGCAGUGCUGCAUGAUGAAAAUACUCACUAUAAUAACCUUAUUUGCGUCAUAUUUGAUAGCUAACAGCAUUAACAUUGAGGCUAGUGCGGGGCAGUUCUUCAGCAGCGGUCAUACAAACAAUUGGGCUGUUCUGGUGUGCACCUCAAGAUUCUGGUUCAAUUACCGACAUGUCGCCAAUACUUUGUCUGUGUACAGAAGUGUCAAGAGACUGGGCAUUCCUGACAGCCACAUAGUCCUGAUGCUGGCUGAUGACAUGGCUUGCAACCACAGAAACCCCAAACCUGCUACAGUAUUUAGCCACAAGAACAUGGAGCUCAACGUGUAUGGUGACGAUGUUGAGGUAGACUACCGAGGAUAUGAGGUGACAGUGGAGAACUUUUUGCGAGUCUUGACUGGGCGGCUUCCCGCCAGCACUCCACGCUCCAAACGCCUCCUCUCUGAUGACCGGAGCAAUAUCCUCAUAUACCUGACAGGCCAUGGCGGGAAUGGUUUUCUGAAGUUCCAGGACUCGGAGGAGAUCAGUAACGUGGAGCUGGCUGAUGCUUUCGAACAGAUGUGGCAGAAAAGAAGGUACAACGAGCUGCUCUUCAUCAUUGACACCUGUCAAGGCGCCUCCAUGUAUGAGAGAUUUUACUCUCCGAACCUCAUGGCUCUGGCCAGCAGUCAGGUUGGAGAAGACUCCCUGUCGCACCAGCCAGAUUUGGGGAUAGGAGUCCAUUUGAUGGACCGUUACACCUUCUACCUGCUGGAGUUCCUGGAGGACAUCCACCCUGCAAGCAAAGCCAACAUGAAUGAUCUGUUCAAAGUCUGUCCCAAAAGUCAGUGUGUGUCCACUCCGGGCCACCGUACUGACCUGUUCCUGAGGGAUCCAGGAAGUGUUCUCAUCACAGACUUUUUUGGAAGUGUCCGAAAAGUGGAGAUCACCAUGGAAGCCAUAAACUUGACCGACCCUAUAAAGCAAGUGGAGGAGAGUCCUGUGAAUGGAGAAGUCCACAGAAAAGUGCACUCAUACAUGGACCAGCUGCCAGUGUCUGAGAUCAUCCAUCAGAAACCAAAGCAGAAAGACUGGCAUCCUCCUGAUGGCUUCAUCCUGGGUCUAUGGACUUUAAUCCUGCUGGUGUUUUUCAAGACGUACGGUGUCAAGCAUCUCAAACACAUCUUCUGAGGAUUCAGCAUUUACCCUGCUGGACAUACGAGGACAGAAAGCUGCAGUUUUUACUGAGGGGAUUUUAGUUUUUUUUUUGGUGGGGUGGGGGUGGGGGGGAGGCAAACUUAAUGGAGAGGCCUGCAACAACAACUAUUGCAGUUUCUUGGAAAGUACAUGAAACAUUUGGUGCCUUUUUGCUGUUGAGAUGAUUGCUCUCUGCUGUUGGAUGAAAACAUUUUGUGUUCAGUUACAAAUGUGCAUCUUACAUCCAUUUUUCAACUAUUUUAUGUGUUUUGCAAGGACUCUAACUUCUAUAUUUAUUUGUGUCCGAUGUUCUGUUUUGGAAAACCAUUCCUUUGUUGUUGUGUUGGUUUAAAAUGCACUGAACUGAGCCUGCAGAUAAUUUAAUUUAUUUUGAGAGCAUGUUGCUCUGCAUAUUUUAGCAGCAGCAGCCUAUUUGUUUAAGUGCUGCUCAGAAUGUCUGCUGGGUCAGAAAAAGAAGGCAAAAUGAGAGUAGGCUGAUUGCCUGUGAGUGGGCUGUGGAGAGAUUACUAUUUAAUGUCUCCCUUGUCCGUAUACGUUACACCUUUUGACCGUCGUAUCAGUCUUAUGAAGGAUAACAAUCGUACAUAAUCCCAUCUCGUGUGAUGGACCCAUCCACUUUUCCAUUCACUAAAUUGCUCUCCCUGUGGAAACAUCCAUUAGCUCCCCAGCCGUUUUCACUGCUGAUUGUAUUGUGGGUGAUGGACAGCUUUCUCCUGGCCAUUCUGCGUCUAGUGUAGCAAUAAGCAAGUGAAAACCUGGACAGCCAUCGGCCUUCACAAAUAAUUCUCCUUUAAGCUUUGAGGUGUUUUCCUUUUUUUUUUAUUUUAUUUUAUUUGAUUUUCUCUCCACUUAUAGCCUUUCUCACCUUGUGUAACCACUCUGCAUUAGGCUCAUUGUUGUUUGGGGGGGAUGUGGGUGAGUGAUGCUCGAGGAAUAUGGAUUGAACCGAUGGUAGUUUAUCUUUUCUGCCUGGCGCAAGGGCCCGCCCAUCCGCUGCCCGCUGCCAAUCUUCCUCACGGCUGAAAUGGAAAAUGGAUGGACUUGGAAAUGAAACCAUAUGUAUCGGAAGGCAGCUGCUGCGUCAGCUAAUGUGUACCUUCUCUAAUACAUUAUUUAUGCAACACUUAUUUCCUCUCCAGCUUGCUUAUUUCCUGUAAUCUUAUUCUUCCUGCUUGCUUUUGUAAUUUUAUUUCCUCAGUUGGAGGAUUUUGAUGCCCUGAUUUAAACAUAAAACACCCAAAAGAAUAAAUCUACAUCUUAAACUGC
Molecule: messenger RNA, 2488 nt
Organism: Melanotaenia boesemani (Boeseman's rainbowfish)
Lineage: Eukaryota; Metazoa; Chordata; Actinopteri; Atheriniformes; Melanotaeniidae
Gene: pigk
Product: phosphatidylinositol glycan anchor biosynthesis, class K
Exons: 11
Coding region: 41-1195 (384 amino acids)
Biological process (GO): proteolysis; attachment of GPI anchor to protein; protein localization to cell surface
Cellular component (GO): GPI-anchor transamidase complex
Molecular function (GO): GPI-anchor transamidase activity
Source: RefSeq, a predicted model, not a curated record